AUGGCACUGAGGACUGCUUUGUCUGCUAUUGCCAUCUUUGGAGCAGUCUCUGAUGCUAUACCAAGGAUCGCAUAUCCGAUCAAUUCUCAAUUUCCACCCAUUGCACGCGUGUCAAUACCAUAUUCGUAUACAUUUCCUCAAUCAACAUUCACUUCAACAUCAUCUCUUCGCUAUAGUUUAUCGAAUUCACCUCAGUGGCUCUCCAUAGAUAGCACUUCUCGAACAUUAUCAGGCAUACCAUCUAGUAGUGAUGUUGAUACUGGGACGGCGACAGAAAUCACCUUCGGGGUGAUCGCAAGCGACCCCUCGGGCUCAGUGACCUCCAAUACCACUCUAGUAGUGUCCAAAAACUCACCACCGACAAUUAAGAUACCGGCACAAUCACAGCUGUCAUCGGAGGGGCCAUUCUCGGCACCUUCUACAUUAUUAUAUCACCCUUCGUCGCCCUUCAAGAUCACCUUCGAUCCAGCAACAUUCUCCAGCAGUAGCGGAACAACACUUAUAUACUACGCAUUGACAGUUGAUGAUACACCUCUGCCUUCCUGGGUUCUUUUCGAUGAGAGCACUCUUACUUUUAGCGGUGAAACUCCAGAGUAUGCCUCUCUCAUACAACCACCUCAAACAUUUGGAGUUCAGCUUAUUGCUUCGGACAUAGCUGGAUAUUCUGGAGCAUCCAUUCCUUUCAACUUUAGGGUCGGGGUACACCUUCUAGCAUUCAGCACAGUAAGUUCAGUUGUCAACGCCACACCAGGGGUGGAGAUCAACUACACGGGUUUACAGGAUAGCCUUCAGCUCGAUGGGCAGGCCGCCAAUGCUUCAAGUAUAGCCUCAAUUACUGCUCAAACACCGGCAUGGCUUACCUUCGAUAAUACUACUUUCAGCCUAACUGGCACACCGCCAGCCGACGCCAUUUCGUAUAACGUCUCUGUGCAAGCAGUGGAUAUAUAUGGGGAUAAUGUCAAUACUCUGGUCUUCAUCAAGAUAGCUAUGGCAUUGUUCAUUGGUCCGAUCAAAGAUGUGAAUGCAACUAUUGGUUCUAAAUUCUCCUUCAGCCUCGGCGCCUACAUUGAGAACACCCAUAACACUACUUUAACGGCACAAGUAUCUCCACCAACAGAUUGGAUAUAUUUUGAUUCUCACGGCUUUGUGAUAUCGGGGAAGGUGCCUACCUCUGCUAAGCCCUCCAGUAUCAACAUCACACUCACAGCCACCUCUAAGACAUCGAAACGCUCAAGCUCUGAAUCUUUUAAUUUGGCCAUCAAUGCUUCCGAUGGCGCCUCAUCUACGGGAUCAUCUGGCUUGACUCCAUCAACAUCGGGUACACCCGCAGCAUCGGAUAUAAAUCCAUCUGCAAGCAAGAAAUUGAGCAAAGGAGUGAUAGCAGCAAUUGUGGUUCCGGUACUAAUCGUCUUCAUAGCACUUCUUCUCUGUCUGUUCUAUUAUCGGAAACGUCGCUCUGCUUCCUCGUUAGGUUCUGGGGGUCCUUCCAAAGAAGACAUUUCGGGCCCCAUGAGAAGUACUUCAAGCAUAGUUGAACGCACCUACUCCGCUAAAAGGAUUGCACCGCUUCAGCUCGAUACCUCUGGCUUCUCUAUCGAAGCUAGUUCUAGUGUGUAUACGUCAACCACGCCCAAUAUCGUAGUUUAUGACAGCCGAAAAUCACUCCGUCGUUCGCAAACUUUGGCUCCAAAGUCAAACUUCCGCGAGUCUCAGGGCUCAGCGAACCGGGCUCGUGCAUACUCAGAAAAUGCUUUGAGCAAAACUCCUAAUAGGAGCACUUGGAGGAAUACUCAAGACACUGGUUAUACCUUGGAUUCGAGUACGAGAACAAAUAGUAGUAACAUGUUGCAACGAAAUUAUUCGAAUUAUUCGAGGAAAGGACAUACAAGGCGGUCGCAGUACGUUAGUGGCAACGAUCCAAGGCCGAGGAACAGUGAUAUGAGUCUUCUUGAUACCAACAUUUCGGAUGGUACAAUAUUAAACCUAACGGGCAGCAACUUUUCAUCCUCUCCUCUGGAUAACUUCUCAGUCAUAUCGGGAGAUUGGAGCAAAGCUGCACGGUCGCCUCUCGCACCACGCCAGAGCAGAUUGGGCCAAAAUACCGAAAAGAGACGAGUGCAUCGGAAAUCGACAACUCGAAACUUACAUUUCGCGUUAGGAGACGGUGUAGAUAAGAGAAUAAGUGGGAUUGGUCAUGGAGCUCGAGAAUCAAUGUCCUCGUUUGAUAUUCUAAACACUCCAGGCCAUAGAGGAAGCAUAGGCCAUGGUCAACACCCGAGUCUUGCUCGAAAUUCUCGCACAUGGAAAACAGUAAAUACGAUUGACACAGAAGGUGAUAAACAUCGGAGUGUGACGAGCGUGUACUCGUCCGCCUCCACCAAUCUUUUGAAGUUCGCACAAGCAACUGUUUCGCCAAGCGGAGGCAACGAGAUGCUGAGUAUAAAAACUGUGCCCAAAAGUCCUCUUGCGCCAGCACCAAUCUGGGAACAGGAGACUGGGGGGAAUAGUAGGAUAUCUCAUAGUAGCUUUAGCACCCGUCCUGUAUCCCGACGCGGAGGUGUCUCUCCAUUCUUUAGCGGUGGUAGGAUGGCUUCCGUGCGUCGGAAAGCGAGGAGAAGUUAUGCGGAUUCUCCUACCGUUCCAGAAGAAGUACAAAUCGACAAUGAGCUCCAAGUCACUGGUACAGGAAUCAACAACGAUUCAUUGGGUAUAACAUACCCUAAUGGCUACUCCAGCGCUAAAGAAGGAACACGUCAAUUGCGCUCUUAUAUCCAAGCUACAUUUAGCAAGUCACGACUUAAAGGAAGCGAUAGUAUGGCUAGCAUGGAUAGUCGCUUCGAUAGCGUUUCUCCCAGUAUGCAAGAAUUCCAGAUUAAUCAUGGAACUUCACAGCCACAGGGAAAUAUAUCACAAAGUCAGAGUCGUCACACACAACUUCUCGAAAUGGACAGAAGAGAACGGGAAAGAGAAGUCGGACAGGAGAAUAUGGAAACUGGAAGUGAUAUCCAUCCCAGCGAAUUUAGCGCUGGCAGCUGGGAAAGUAUGGGAGAAAACACGGAUGUGGAUUCGCAACCUAAUUUCAUUCGUCAUGGAACGGAUACGAAUAUUCCACAAAUACCACAAAUUCCUACGGGAAGCACUGGUACUAGGGGUAGAAGUAACACCCUGGCCAUCCCCUCCUUCUCCCCGUUCCUCUCUAAUCCCUACACCCCCGAACUGGUGACCCAAACCUCGUCUCAAAACCAACGACGGCGCUCUACCGAAACCGAUCUCAAAGGAAAAGAACGAGAUGAGAAAGAAGCGCGAGAAACAAGAGAAAAAAGUCCCGUGAUGGGCAAUCUAUUCGUAGGACCCAAUGCGCGAAUGGUGAUGGGGGCGGGCAGAAGACCCAUUAGUGUGGAUGCGAGGGAAAAUAAAAGGAUUAGUAGUACGAAGGCGAAGAUGGGGAGGCAUGGGGAGCAUGGAGAGAGUAGUGUUACGCUGGGGAGUUUGUUUGGGAGUGUGGGGAGUCCGCCGGGGAGUAGGGGUGGUGAUGGUGAUGGGGAUGGGAAGGCGAAGGGCAUGGGAGCUGGGAAGGGAGGUGGGAAUGGGAGAUUGGGGUUUGGAGGGAGUGAGGGGGAUUUUAGUGCGUAUAUUUAG
Messenger RNA from Sclerotinia borealis F-4128, 3639 nucleotides. The record is from the annotation of a GenBank genome assembly. Lineage: Eukaryota; Fungi; Ascomycota; Leotiomycetes; Helotiales; Sclerotiniaceae.